CUUGUUCAACCAGCAUGUCUCAAGCCGGCCCCCAUCGCCGGGCACGCCUAGCCGAAAUUCUCCUGCUGUGGGCCAUUUUCGUUUUCAACCUUGUGACCUUCGGCAUCAACAUUCAGAACAUAAGGAGCACAUCCCCAUCCUUUAGCUUCGGUGGCGGCGGCGGUGGCGGCGGCGGACGUCGGGGACGAAAGGUGCUCGCACGCGGACAACUCAUUGGGGAUGAUGUCUUCUUGAUUGAGGUAAAAUGGCCAGCGCCUGUGGGCCUCGCCAUCGACAUCCUCAUCCUCCUUUUCGUUGGCGCCCUCCUGCUCCGCAAGCACCGACAGAAAUCCAUUACCACGAGAGUGGAAGCUCUGGGCCUCGCAACCGCUGUCGUGGCAUCGUUGGUAGAGGCUGCCAUAAACUACGUUACGGUAUGGGAGUAUGUCACCUCCACCUCCCAAAUCGACUGACAGCAGGCUUGCAGCAAACGUCAGCUAUGCAAAGGCUGUCCUCAUAUUCUCCGUGGUCAUUUUCCUCGUGGUGUAUACUGUCUCCUACGGUUUGGGGUGGAAGACUACGUUUCCCGAGGACAACCCUGCAGCAGCUCCUGGUCCGAUUGUCGCGCCCCGACCGCCUGCCCGCACAGCCCAGGUUGUCCUGUACGUCCUUUUGGGCCUGUUAACUCUUGGAGGAAGCUUCUACGGCUUUUCCGACUGCCUAUAUGCGAUGUUCAAUUGGCACAAUAGAGGAUUAACCCUUUUACUCAACCUUGGCAUCAUCGGCUUGAUCCUUACACUUGUCCAGUUUCUCAUCUACGGUUUCGUCUUAGCUUAUCUCCUUGGAUCCCAUCUCAACCCGGCAUUGCGGGCUAUCGCUGUCCGCACGACCGUUAUCACGUUGUCUGUCUCCGCCCUCCUCCUGUCCGCAGUCUCAUUAUCAACAUUGGCCGUGGUUAAGGUGAGGGGUCCGAUCAGGAUGAUGUACUUCGCGAUAAUUCCUUUGUCCGUGGCUUGCCUCGCAAUUGUGAUUAUGCUCUUUGAGGCCAUCUAUACCAAAGUGCACCACAACACUCCUGCGGGAUGGCGAAGCCGCUUCGCCAUGCCGGAAUCUGCCAUGCAAGGCACCAUCCCACCGCCCCCACCGCCCAAGUGGACCGACACGGCCUCUACCCCUGGCCUCACCACCGGGGUUUCCACACCCACUGUGCUGCCAUACAGCGCUCCCACCACCCAGAUGCCCGCCCAGCCGAACGCCGUGUAUCCUGCAUACCCCCAGCCAGACGUCACGCAGCCUGGGUAUCCCGCCCAGGCCGGGUAUGCGACCCCUCCUCCAGGCGGAUAUGCUCCUCCUCCGCCAGGUGGAUUCGCUCAAUCUGCGUACGCACCCCAGCCCGGCUAUCCGACUCAGCCCAGCUUCCCAACUCAGCCCGGAUACGCCCCCCAGCCUGGAUAUGCGCCUCAGCCUGGAUCCGCGCCUGCGUCCGGGCACCAGUCCGGCCAGUGGGUGUUCGUUCCUGAGGGGCAGCCCAGGCCUAUGAGCAUGCACGGCACGCUGCCCAGCCCGCCAAGCGGGCCCCAGAGGCCGUAAGCUUCAUAUCCUUCCAAAGACCUGCGGCCUUCGCUAGAACAAGGCUCAGGGCAAAGACCAUAGGACUUUAAAUGCACUGUUAUCGGCUGUUGCGAAGGAGAUUGCCCCUACUCUCGACUUGGCAACAGCCUGACGCUGGAGCGGUGUGCGCCUUGCCUAUGUAUGCGAA
Cutaneotrichosporon oleaginosum is the source of this 1738-nucleotide messenger RNA. RefSeq lists its product as uncharacterized. The record is from RefSeq and is a predicted model, not a curated record. Lineage: Eukaryota; Fungi; Basidiomycota; Tremellomycetes; Trichosporonales; Trichosporonaceae.